Messenger RNA from Trypanosoma grayi, 264 nucleotides. RefSeq lists its product as hypothetical. NCBI's taxonomy places the organism in Eukaryota, Euglenozoa, Kinetoplastea, Trypanosomatida, Trypanosomatidae. The record is from RefSeq and is a predicted model, not a curated record. The transcript has a single exon. Bases 1 to 264 code for a protein of 87 amino acids.
AUGGGGGUUGGCCAGCCAGUGCUUCAGCUCUCCAAGUCUUUGCAUCUGCGCCUCCGGCACGCCCUUGGCCGCUUCCAGGGCGGCGUCAAACGCCGCGCGGUCGAACUGUCGCGCGCUCGGCAUCACCUGCGGCUUCUCCGACGACGCGGCGGAGAUCAUCGUGGCGAGACGGCUGCCGUGCCUCAACGGCAGCGGCGCCGGCAGAAUGAGAGGUGUAUCUGGGCGCUGCUGUGCCUGCACCGACGCACGGGCAUCGUGAAGUAG